This is a messenger RNA of Peronospora matthiolae, 936 nucleotides long. Lineage: Eukaryota; Oomycota; Peronosporomycetes; Peronosporales; Peronosporaceae. The record is from the annotation of a GenBank genome assembly.
AUGAUUGGCCCCACUACGAAGGUGACGUUGAUGUUCGCUCAUGGCGCUGGCUUUUGCAAGGGUACGUGGGAUCCUAUCACGCGUCGUCUGAAAAGCUCCCGAAUACUGCAAUCCACUCCGACCGAUUUCCUCACGUUCGACUUCCCGUACCAUGGCGCCAGACAAGACCCGACUGCACUGCAGUACAUCAGAGCGGACCUCAGCAACCGCAAAAGACCGCGAGUGCGGAAUGAGAAACACGAUCUUGUACAAUGGGCAGCUGGUGCGGUGAAAGAACAAGUGGACGCGUGGAAGGAGAAGACGAGGCAAGACUUUCCUGAAAACAAGACGCAGCACAAACUCAUCGGAGUUGGACAUUCCAUGGGGUCGGCAGGUCUCUGGGCUACGGAAGUGGCUCACCCUGGCACCUUUGAUGGUCUCAUUCUGUUCGAACCUGUCCUUGCUCAGCAUUCGCCCAAGACUGACCACAUACUCGACUACAUGACCGCAGCUACACUCCGACGAAGGACGUCGUGGCCCUCACGCGCUGCAGCUGAAGAGUACUUUGACAACUUGCGGAACUUUGCCAAAUUGGAUCGCGAAGUGCUCGCUGCAUACGUUCGUGGGGGUCUGACGGAAGCAGACGAUGGUACUGUCACUUUGGCAUGUCAUCCCCACGUUGAGGCUUCGAUAUUCUGCCAGAAACCAUUGUGGCUGACAGAGCACGAGCUGCGGCAACCGAAGUGUCGCACUACUUUCCACUGGGGAACUCGAUCGAAGGUGUGGUUUCACGACCGGUUUCAGACGCUACAGAGGGAGCUGCCCGACAUCUAUACUGUGAGAGAACCUAUGGAGGGCAGCUCGCACGUGCUAGUGCUGGAAGACCCAGCGCUGGCAUCGGAGAAAAUUGCACUGGAUCUUGCAGAGCUGGAACCGUAUGCUGCUGCCACUAACUAA